This is a messenger RNA of Corticium candelabrum, 2853 nucleotides long. RefSeq names its product cysteine-rich motor neuron 1 protein-like. Bases 1 to 2718 code for a protein of 905 amino acids. The record is from RefSeq and is a predicted model, not a curated record. Gene Ontology annotation, cellular component: plasma membrane. Gene Ontology annotation, molecular function: protein binding. NCBI's taxonomy places the organism in Eukaryota, Metazoa, Porifera, Homoscleromorpha, Homosclerophorida, Plakinidae. The transcript has 9 exons.
AUGGUGAUGCUUUUUAUUUCUCUCCUAGUUAUUCUUCCAGCACGCAUUGCGGCUUAUUACAACCACCUAGACAGAGCAGAGUGUGGGCCUUGUCAUUCGUCACUGUGUCCUAUUGUACACACUUGCGCUGCAGGACAACAACUGACAAAGGAUCCUUGCAAAUGCUGCCUCCAGUGCGUAAGUGUGCGUGCAGAAGGAGAGAAAUGCGGAGGAACGUGGGGACUUUUGGGUUCGUGUCAAGCAGGCAAAACGUGCAAUCCACAAACGCAUCAUCCACAGUUAGACUUUGGAGGCAAAUGUGAAGACGCUAAUGCGAGCAUCUCCGCUCAGUGUGCAGGAAACCCUUGCCCUCUACGUCAUCAUUGCAUUUCCUUGUCAAACAGUUUUGUGUGUCAGGAUAUGGAUGCGACGUGCAGUCCUGCGCGCGUCUUUCCGAUCUCAUGCAGUGAAGGCGGAGCUGAGGACUGCAGCCCUAGAGCGUCGUGUCUCGCACAUGACAGAACAGAUAGGAUUGCAGGUGUACAUGCUAUAGUAAAGUGUGUCAUUGAGCAUGCACAAUGUCCUUGGGAUUCUGAGCACAAGCAAGACGAGAUCGACACUGGAGGCUGCAAAAACUUUAGUCGAUGUCAGUGCAAUCAAACCUAUUGUGAUUCAAUACAGCCAACAUGUUCCCACGAUUUUGAGAAACUUGUUGUUCAGAAAGGUAAUGGACAACCCGGCUCUUGCUGUAACUUGACGAUUUGCCACAAAAAGCAUGUUCAGAUACGAACACAUACUCAAUGCAAAUCUGACGUUAUUUGUCCGGAUGUCAAAGUGUGGUGUCCAAAAGACACAGAGUUUGUUAGACCUUUGGCUAGUGGCGACGGAUGCUGCGUUACUGGUGUAGUUUGCCAGUGCAAGCCUUGUGUGUAUCGUUGUGAUUAUGGAUUUUAUCCGCAACUGCUGAGACAUGGGACAGGAAUGCCAGGAGAUUGUUGUCAUAAGUACUAUUGCAAGAAAGAUGAGAAAAACUGUGUUGCAUAUUCUCUCCAGCCUGCAAAUGGUUAUAGAACAAAGGGUUCUAAUCAACAGAGAAGUGAUAUCUGGCACUUGAACGUGUACAGCAGUGGCAGCAAACAAAGCAAAUCUCCAUGUGUUCAUGCAGUGUGCACGAAUGGCAUUUGGUCAUACUUUAGAGUUCAGUGCAACUCACGUACACCAGCAAGUGCACACUGCUUCAAAAUAUCAACAGAAUGCUGUUCUAUCUGCUUUGAUCUACCUUUACAGCAUAAUGUUCAUACGCAUUACAGUUUAGGUAACACUUUAGGAGAAAGAUCAGGAAAACCUACGGAUUGCAAAGUACUUGGUGGGAAGCUUUACAGUGACGUAUGGAGGCCAGGAGACUGUGUAGUGUGUCAAUGUGUGAAUGGUGUGGCUCUCUGUGGGAGGCCGCAAUGCACUGAGAUUAGUUGUCGAAACCCAUUGAAAGUAAAAGGAGAAUGUUGUCCAUUCUGUGACUCAUAUGGAGCAGUCUAUGAGUCGGCAGUUGAGCCAGCUGGUUGUCGAUAUCAGGGCACUCGUUAUGCCGUUGGAGAGAGUUGGAACCAUAACUGCCAAGUGUGUCAUUGUGGAAAGGACCUACUGGUGCAUUGUCAAGACAUAGUCUGUUCGUUUCAUAAUUGUCGUUCAACAGCAAGACUGCAAACUCAAGACAGAUACUGUCUUGCCUGUUUGGAGAAAACUGUAAAAAAUCGUUCUCGUUUUGCAUGCAGCAAAGCAUGUCUUGUAGCAGAUUGUGCUAACAGAUCACUGCUAGUAAACGUUCCCAACCGCUGUUGCCCACAAUGUAUGCAGCUUUUUCGACUGUUGGCACUGAAGAAAUGGCGCUGCAAGGCAUUACGAUGUGGUGAUGAUGAGUGUCACCCUGUGAUAGUGAAUCACUCAUAUAAUAAACAGGAACUGUCUGUAAUUGACUUUGUUUGCAAGGAUCAAGGUGAGCACCUCAAUCCACAAGUUGAAGACAAAUUAAGAAGAACAAAGGGAGAUAACUCAACUGAUGCAGCCGUACAUGGUCAAGUAACAUUUCCUGGCAUACGAGGCAACAUUCCCAGCACAAGUCAUCGUGUGCUACUCUCAGUUGGCGUUUCUUAUGAAGAGCUAUCGACAUCCAACGUAACACAACAGUUUGUGAAGUAUUUGGAGAGUUUACUGUGGCCGUUUGCAAUCAUUCGUGUGUCCCUUGUAUCAAACAAGACACAAGAGAGUGGGACAACUGACAGAACUCUUGUCAUGAUGACAGUUGACACAACUAUUGAAUGUGUGACUACUAGUGACCUUGUCAAUCACAUGAAAGGAAACCUCCUCAAUUAUGAUUCCAACAAUCAUAACAAAUUUGACGUAAACAUCAUCAACAACAGUGACAGUCAAGUACAAUAUCCUCCAUUACCAACAAAUUAUGAAGUCAAUGUCUUACAUCUAACUCCACCAUCAUCUCAAAAUCAAGUGUUCAACUUUGAUGGAGCAGCAUUUAUUGGAGGCCUGACGGCCAUUGUAAUUGCAACUGCAAUAGUUUUCCCUUUGGUAGUAAUGUUUGUCUGGUAUCGUGUCGCUAAAAGAGUAUUGGGGAGAAACACAACUAACGAAGAAAAUGCUGGACAAGCAAGGAAACGACAUGAACGAAUGGCUAAACAAUCAGAAGAUGAAACUACGUCAUACAAGUCAAUUGAGAGUAUCGAGUGACAGAGAAAACAGGAAUAACCAAAACGAUAGCAGAAAUUAUUGGACAUGAAGUAAGUUAAAUUGAACAAAUGACGUCAUGCAUUUGCGUUAAUAUCAAAAGCUAUAAAACUAUUGAGUUGAUAUUAAAAGUUUUUG